CAAACCAAAUAAAGCAAAGAUCUCCCUCAAAUAUUUGCUUCUUUAAUUACUCCUAAAUCCAUUUUAUUUCCUUCUAAUUUCCUCCUCUCUAAACUCUCCUCUACUUAGCCCCAGCGUUGUGGUACAUAUUUGAUCGGUUAAGUGAUCACUAGCUAGCUAGAGCUUAAUCCAUAGCUCCGGCCGACGAAUGGAGAUCGUCGACGUCGGAUCCUUGAUCACAGAAGCAAGAUCGACGGUCAAAACAAGAGCGCAUCGCAGUCACAGUGAGGCCGAAAGGAAGCGUAGGCAGCGCAUCAACUCCCAUCUCGCCACCCUGCGUACAAUUAUCCCAUCAGCCGCCAGGAUGGACAAAGCGACGCUGCUGGGCGAGGUGGUGAGGCAAGUGAGAGAGCUGCAUGAGAUGACGGAAGACGUGGCCGUGGUGGUCCCCACCGAGGCCGACGGGGUCCACGUAGAAGAGGAGGGCGGUCUAGUCAGGGCCUGGAUCUGUUGUCCGGACCGGCCCGGUCUGCUGACUGAUGUGGACCGGGCGGUCGGUUCGGUUCAUGCGAGGACGGUUCGAGCUGAGAUCUCAACGAUUGGGGGUCGAACCAGGAGCCAGCUCGAGCUCGAGUCGGAGUCGGGGGUUGAAGAGGACCGGUCCGUGCUCUUUGCUGGUCUCCGGUCUGUUUUGGCCGGUUUGGUUGUUGGGGAUCAGUGCAAGAGGCAACGCCUCUAGUUUAGGUUGUUGACGUUUUUACUCUUGUUUAGGGGUUAAUUAGAAAAAAAACUUACUUUUUAACGUUAAAAAAAACCAUUGGCAUGGGGUUUGCGGGUUGUGGAUCUGAAUGUUAUAGACAAACUGACGAAGAUGAUUUAAUCGUAAGCGCUUGAGGUUACUGUACGUAGGGGUGGGAAACGAUCGGAUCGAAUCGAAUACUGAGGUGUUCAUGUUUGUAUUUGUUUAAAAUUGUUGAA
Messenger RNA from Asparagus officinalis (garden asparagus), 957 nucleotides. RefSeq names its product transcription factor AIG1-like. Bases 188 to 718 code for a protein of 176 amino acids. Lineage: Eukaryota; Viridiplantae; Streptophyta; Magnoliopsida; Asparagales; Asparagaceae. Gene Ontology annotation, biological process: regulation of DNA-templated transcription. The transcript is spliced from 2 exons. Gene Ontology annotation, molecular function: DNA-binding transcription factor activity; protein dimerization activity. The record is from RefSeq and is a predicted model, not a curated record.